Messenger RNA from Pleuronectes platessa (European plaice), 5358 nucleotides. RefSeq names its product alpha-1,3-mannosyl-glycoprotein 2-beta-N-acetylglucosaminyltransferase b (gene mgat1b). Gene Ontology annotation, molecular function: alpha-1,3-mannosylglycoprotein 2-beta-N-acetylglucosaminyltransferase activity. The record is from RefSeq and is a predicted model, not a curated record. The transcript has 4 exons. Bases 819 to 2390 code for a protein of 523 amino acids. Lineage: Eukaryota; Metazoa; Chordata; Actinopteri; Pleuronectiformes; Pleuronectidae. Gene Ontology annotation, cellular component: Golgi apparatus. Gene Ontology annotation, biological process: protein N-linked glycosylation.
ACUGAAAGUAAACAGUAUUUAAGUGUUAGCCGACUAGAGGCGUCGCCUCUCAGUCCUCGUUUCAACCGUGUAGUCACGUGAAGCUGGACGGUACAGUGCCUCAGUCGGUCUGUGCCGCAGGCUCCUCGGUGAGAUCCUACCAGUCAGCUCCACGUUGUCUGGCGGAGGGAGGAGGGGGUCAAGAAGAAUAGAGUUUCAGCUGGUACAGUUUGUAAGAAGAGCAACAGUUCCCUCUUCCUGUUAGCUAUCAGCUCCAUUUGUCUGCUCGGCAUUAUUUACUCCGGGAUUGAAGGGGAGACCAAGCAUAUCUGUAGGCUGAUCCCAGUCCAGGUAAAAGGAUAGGAAAUUGUCCAAAGCAACUGACAGAUAUUUGCAUUCACACGUACUGCCUUUCCGGAAAGUUUCAGGAAAAUGCCGCUUGAAAGCAUUUUAGGAUAAUGGCGGAAGGAUAACAACCAAGGAGUCAUAUUCCCUCAACCCACAGCGACCCCACUUCCCCCUUUCCACUUUCGAACCUCCCCUUGCUGAACUUGUUUGAGUGCUGUCUCUGCUCAUUGCCUGGUCUCCUUGGAAUUUCAUGAAAUUUUGAAUUCCACAGCAGAAUCAUGUGAAUUCAUCUCAAUCUGAAGAGUCCCCACUUUAACACUCCUGGACAAAAGAGAGGAUGAUUCAAAAUUUUUAAAUAAUUGCAAUGUGACUUGAAAUCAAAUUCCUACCCUUCUGAGAUUGCUGCCUUUGUGUGUACUUUUUUCACUCUGGUUCCAUCAAUUGUUCCCUAUUGCAGCCUUUUCAUUUCCCUUUUCUUGUGACAUUGGGCCAUGGUUCGAAAGAAAGGUUCUCUAAUACUAUGCGGUGCUUUCCUGUUUGUUGCAUGGAAUGCUUUGCUUCUACUUUAUCUUUGGGGCCGCCCUCCCAUCGGCCGCCCCGGAGAAGGUGGAGGAGCCGAACCAGGAGGAAAGGAGGAGUGGGGUGUGGGCAGAGGGAAAGGAGGCCAGAUCAAUCUAGCUGGAGAGGUGAUCCGGCUGGCUGAGGAAGUCGAAAUCCAACUUGAGACGCAGAAAAAGCUACUGAAGCAGAUUGAAAGUCACAGGGCUGUGUGGGCUCGGCAGAAGGAUGUUGGUAAGAGACAAACAGAUGAUACAAAAGAAGUUAAAGAAGAGGUUGUCCACCAGCCAUCGAAGCCUCCACUUCCUGUCAAGGCCAGUGUAGAUGACAAGACCCACACUGACGUACAACUAACACAGAAGCCUGUUUAUACAGUAACCCCAAACUUUAAGUUAGAACAGCACCAAGCCACUGAAAUAAAGGAAGAUGUUGCAGAGAAUAGUAAUUUGCCAACUUCUGUUGCCAGCCCACAGGUUGUCAUUCCCAUUUUAGUUAUUGCUUGUGACAGGGUAACAGUUAAACGGAGCCUCGAUAGACUGAUACAGUACCGCCCUUCUCCACAACUAUAUCCAAUUAUUGUCAGCCAGGACUGUGGCCAUGCCGAGACUGCUCGUGUGAUUGGCUCAUAUGGAGAUCAAGUGACGCACAUAAGCCAGCCGGACCUGUCGGACAUCAGAGUCCGGCCAGAACACAAGAAGUUCCAGGGCUACUACAAAAUUGCCAGACAUUAUCGCUGGGCACUCAACCAAGUGUUCAACACCUUUUCCCAGUCUACUGUGGUUGUAGUGGAGGAUGACCUGGAGGUGGCACCGGAUUUCUUUGAGUAUUUCCAAGCUCUGUACCCAAUUUUACGUGCAGACCCCACCCUGUGGUGUGUUUCUGCCUGGAACGAUAACGGUAGAGACGCCUUGGUGGAUCCAUCCAAGGCUGGUCUCCUCCAUAGAACAGACUUUUUUCCCGGGCUUGGCUGGAUGCUACUGAAGAACAUGUGGGACGAACUCGAACCCAAAUGGCCCUUGGCCUUCUGGGAUGACUGGAUGCGUCAACCAGAGCAGCGCAAGGACCGCUCUUGCAUCCGCCCAGAAAUCUCACGGACUAUCACCUUUGGCCGUAAAGGCGUGAGUUUAGGUCAAUUCUUUGACCAGUACCUUCGCUAUAUUAAGCUAAAUACUCAAUUUGUGCCUUUUACCAAACAGGAUUUGUCUUAUUUGUUAAAAGAGAAGUAUGAUGAAAAGUUUAUCAAAGAGAUUUACAGUGCACCACUGGUGAAAAUUGAAGAACUGCAGCAAGGGGGCAGCUUAAGAGACCCUGGACCAUACAGAGUGCAGUACUCCAGCCGUGACAGUUUUAAAGUCUUUGCUCGAAAUCUGGGGGUGAUGGAUGACUUGAAAUCUGGAGUUCCCCGUACAGGUUACAGAGGCGUAGUCAGUUUCCUGUACCGAGGCCGAAGGGUGCUCCUGGCUCCACCAGAGGGAUGGAUGAAGUAUGACAUCAGCUGGAGCUGAAAGUCUUAUUCAAUACAAUGUGAAUAAAGGUUGAAGAGGGGAGACAGCCUUACUCAGAGGAACUCUCUGAGACCAAAGAAUAUCAGCUGACGCAGUAGUUCAAGAAGGGACUGAAGCAUCACAGCUGGGGCUGCACAUCAGGAAGAUCAAGAGUUGACCCUGGCCCCUUUGUCAGGGUAGGUUCUAAAAUAGGGUGCUCAUUCAGGAUCAGUAGGUCCAUGGCAACACAGACCUCACAUGGAGUUCAAACUUUUAGGAAGAGUCCACCCUUAAACACUGUUUCAAAAGAGCUAUUGGCAAUGUGCCUUGAUUUAUAGGCCCACUUCGUUUUAUGUAUUUUUAUUUCUGUGAAAAUUGGCCAAAUGUAAGGUUAACAUCCCAUUGUUGCUGUUUGCAGCAGCUGUAAAUGAGGGGUGUUGCAGACAAUUCUUUGAAUCAUAAACAAGGAGAGUGUGUUUCAAAGUCAGCGAUUUUCUCCACACACUAGAGGAAACAACUUUGGAGGAAAAAAAAUAGUGUAAUGUUUUUGAAAGUUGUUAAAUUUGACCCAACUAUCUACGUCAUGGUAUUGGUUUAAGUCUAUAAAACUAAUCAGAAACAGAGUGUACAAAGGAAAUUAAAAACUUCUACCAGGUUUUAUGUGGUAAACAAAGGCCAUAUCCACUGCUGAACUGAGUCACUAUAGCCCUGAUGGUUAUCAUUUAAGGAGACAGGCUUCCUCAAAGUGCAAUAACGUGGAUCCAGCAUGAACAAGCUGCAAAAUGCUGUCCAUUCUGUAUCACUGUCAAACUCACUGAGCAACUCAUAAAGUCUGUCGGGAAGGGUGUCUGCUCAGCAGAUUCUAAGAAAACGAAGAUGGGGAUGAACAAGGUCAGAUGGAAGCAAAAUAUUCAGUACAAUGAUUUGGUCUGACCAAGGGGUUAACCCUAACCCUAACCCUAACCCAGGGUCUCCUCUAUUGAAAGGGUUAGGGUUCAAACCCUACAUUAUCUUUUUAACUAACUGAGUGCUAAGAACUGCAGACAAAUUAUACAAUUUGUUCUGUAAUUUAGCUAUAAGCACCAAAAGCACUGCGAGGACGACAUCUUGAGCCAUCUUUGACUGUACGUGAUUUGUAUUGACUAAUUAUAGAGACAUUUUAAGUAAACCAUAGUUUUGUUGCUUUACAGCUACCUGUGUCAUUUUCCCCUAACUUACAGAUUGUUUAGAGGACCACCUACCAUCAGGUGAGCGCAUAAAACAAUCUGUAAGUGCUCAGUGACUUGAGAUGUCUGAGUUCCAGGAGAUAUUUACUGGACUGUGAUGUGUGAUAUGGUCCUGAAUCAGGGCUACAGUGGCAUUACUAGAGGAAACCUUUGGAGCUAUUGGUAGUAAGUAAUACAUUGAAGUAAAUUAAGAUGCCAGAUUGCAAGAAGAAAAUCUGAAUGAUACUCCAUAAUAAAAUGGUCCUGGUAAUUUUUGCUACAGGACAAGUAACAUAUGUUUAACAGUGUGGGAGCACCAAGGAAGGAGUUUUUCUCAAAUUAUCAGCACUGCUCUUCUCAGGCUACGUCCACAUUAAUAUUACUUGUUUUGAAAGAUUCACGAGUGUUUAAGCCUCUAAAAAUGAACACCUUUCAAAACAGGCCCGGUUUUGAUUAAAAAAACUCCAGGCUCCUGUGUUUUAGUCUGUUGGGGCUAGAAUAGGCAUUUUGAAACAAUGAUUUGCUUCUUGAUUGAAUCUUAAACUUGAAUGGACUACCAGCAGUAAUGGAAAGAAUUGCUUGCGCUUAAGCUGCCAUUCCAAGAAAAGCUAAAUUGUUGCUCUUACUAUACUAAAUAGUUGCUUUAAGACUAAUAUGCAUUAGUAUGGAUGUUGCCUUAGAUCAGUUAAUGAACAUGGCUUUGAAAGCAGUGUGAUGACAACAUUAAAUCAAAGGAGACAUAUGAUCUUAUUGUAUUAAAGCCUUGGUAUGCUUCAAGUCAAGUUGAACAUUUGACAUUUAUAUAUAAAGUUAAAAGUUUUACGACUAUUUUUUUUUUAAGGACCCCACUCGAGGACAGGUGAGAAAUACUGUGUCUAUGUAGUCUUGACCCAAUUAUUUGUACAAAUGAAUAUGACAACAUAAAAUAUACAGUUUCAUUUUAGAAAGUGACAAUAGCUGUGUGAAGAAAGCUUGGGGAGCGGCUUCACACAUCCCAGUUCCUUUCCAGUCACUGUGUAACAUGGGUGUGAUUGAUUCUCGUCAGUUUCAGAAAGUUGCAGAAAUUAUCGAACACAGCUCCUUCAAUUCUGCUGUGAAAGGUUUGCAGACAGCACUAGAUGACACCAUCAACAUAUUGUUUGAAGCAUACUUAGGCUUUAAGGUAAAAUUUUUCAUAUUUGGAUGAAGCUCUUUGGAUUUCUUUAUAUGUCUUAUGUUUAAGAGCAGCCCAGUUUAAAUUCCAUGAAAUGUUUGCUGGAGGAAAUACAAUAUUUAUACUUCAGCUGCUUUGGAUUUCAGAAGCUUAUGUAACCACACCUCUUUUUGGAUGGAUAAACUUGGUGUCUAAAUAUGUUGAAGGAAAUAUAUUAAUAUGAAGGAAGAAACUAAAAUGGGAAAGCGGUUUUAAAAUGAUUUAACUAUUAAGAACUUGAAGUUCUAACAAGUUUGCCAAGCUACAAAUAAGAUUCAGACAUCACUGAGUCGGACAUUUGAUUGAUGAUCGCCCUGGAGCCCUGAUGUGGGGAAAGUUGUAACUACAUGACAUCCAAUCCAUGGUUUGGUCAGAUUAGGUUUGUUGAAAAACCAAUGAUUGUUUGAUUUUUAAUUGUUUCUGCAACAGGAAGGCCGAGAAAUGAUUAUCACUGUACUGUAAUUAGCUUCGGGAGAUUAUCAACAAGAUUGAUUGAGUCCCAUGUCUGUAUGGUGAUGUGUAAAACCACUGCCUGAUGUGUUUAUAACUUGAACACAGUAUAAAUAAAAUCAACUAUUUUGAUAUUUGUCAA